UUGAAGAUACACUGCUCAGUAAUUUAAUACAUGUUUAUAUUUUCUUUUAUAAAUAUAACAAUGGUUAUAAAAAUACCAGCCAACAAAAAAAUCAGAUAACAUGGUAAUUAAGGAUAACAAUGCAGAUUCAUAACAAUGUGCAUAAUAUGCUUAAUACAUCUCAGUUCAAUGUUCCAGCAAAUUGCAUGACAAUUAAUAAGCCUUCUCUAGCUUGCUUUAUUUCAUAGCAUCUUCAGAAAAUCACUCGAGAAAUUUCGAAACCAGAGCCGACUCCUUCCCCCGAUGGAUCGCUGGCUCUGGUUUGAGAUUGUUGCUAGAGCUAAAGCGAGAGUCUUAAAUUCAGCCAGUUUUUUUUUUCGAGAAAGACGUAUUCUCCCACGCGACCAAUCUCAAUUUUGGCAAAUCGUUGUCCGGAGCAUGUGACAUAGUUGUGACCAUCUUAUAUGUCUUCAACGGCUUAUUCAACUUUCUGUUUUUUCGUGCUUAAAUCAGUGGCUUAUUCGACUUAUAAAAGACCAUAUCCAUACCUCUAGUCGUUCAUAGAUUUCAAUAUAUUACGUUUGUUACUAAAAUAAAAUGGGUAUGGGCAAUUGAGGAUGCAGAUACUCCCCUUCCCCUCUUUUCGCUGGUUAUUUCCAUCAACUCAGUCUCAAUGGCAGUUAAUUCAGCGAUUUCAGUCCAGCUGAUGAAUUAAUUUACAUUAAAAGCCUAAAUCACUAAGCUUCUUAUAUUUGUAUACGCCUAUAUGUUUUUAAAAGACUUUAUCUUGGUUACGACACAACAAUUAUUGUCAUUAGACGCUGAUACAGGAUAUGACACUUUAAGUAUUUUUCUAGCCAGGCAUGUUUUUCAUGCAUUCUCAAACACGGAAAGUCUUUGACACGACAUGUUUAUCAAUCCUAUUUAAGCUAUUUUGCCAUCAAAGACUUGGAGACACUGAGGCGAUAAAUCACGAAGGAAAGAGGAGAGAAGGAAGGCGCGUGGUUAUAAUAUUUUUGAUAGAAUUCUUCAGGAUUCAUAUAAAUAAAGUUAUAUAUUUGUUGCAUAUCCUUGUUCGAUUUUACAUCAAUUAUUUGCAUCAAAGCCUUGUCCAAGAAACGUAAAAAGCAUUUCGCAUAAACACACAGAUUGAAAGUUCUCACUGGCAAAAGAAAUUACCAACAGAAUCAUAGGUAAACAGCUAAACUAUAUAAUUCAUUUAUUUAGAUAGUAGAUAAAAAGUAAUUUCGUAAAUAGUCUAUACUAUAUUUAUAUAUUGGCUAUAAUUAUAUACUAUUUCUUUUUAACACUCGUUAAUAACUACGUGUGUUUGCUAUUUAUUGCAGGCGUGUAUACAUAGUUUACAUGUAAUACAAAAUUUAAAUCUUACUUCAUUUAUUUCAUCAUAUCUAUAGAUCUUUGACAGUGUGUGGUUUUGACAAACUAUAGAAAUAUCUGACAAUUAGCCAUAAUCAUUGUAAUUUAUUUUAUAUAGCUUCUCAGACACGAUUCAGACUAAUUUAUAUUCAAAAGCUAAUUUCUAGCUACUUCUUGAAUGGCCAUGCAUGGCCAUUUGAUUAUUUCAACGAAUAUGUUAUAGCCUAAUAAGGGCAAAUAAAACAUUAGAGUUGAUGUUCGCGGGCAUAAAUGUUUUUGGUCGGCUAUGGGAAUUCAUGUUAGCCCGAGCGUAGCGAAGGUUCUGAGGAGGGCCAAAAAGUCAAAAACACAUUUAUGCCCGCGAACAUCAAUCGUAUUGCUAUUAUAAUUAUUAACUUUAAAGGGCAUGCAUAAAAAAUAAAGAAAAUUGCAACAGCAAUAUUGCAUGAUCGUGCUGUGCAUAAAUCUCUAUAUAACAUAUAAUAAUCAAGAAUAAGUCACUGAUAUAAAUACAUUAAUAUCAAAAUAGUGAUAUUUACAGUAUCCGCUCGGGCUGAAGCUACGUCAAAGACCAACUGGUUUGAAGAGCAAACAAACCUACAUAUUGGGUGUCAUGCAUGCUUUAAAAGGUGGUCUUUUUAGCGGAUUUUGAGGUUCAUUGUUUUACGAGGUAGCAAAUGGAUUAUGAUCUCACAGUUAAACUGAUAGUUCUGACUAUUUUAUUUGGUGUUGCAAAUUCGAAAUGCAAAUUUGGAGAGCCGACGACAGAUCCUAGUGAGUCGGAACCCGAUCUUAACAUGACAUUGUCGGACGUUAAUCUUUAUGUUGGGGAUCAACUGAAUAUCACGUGCAUUGCUGAUAAACCUCGUUAUGACUCUCAACUUAAAUCUUCCUUUCAUCUGCACCCUUCCUUAGUUACGAUCUUCUUUCCUGGUAACAAUGUGGUGAAACCAAACUGUCCUAGAUCAAGUGGAAAACGCAUAGUUUGUAGUCGUACUGUAUUUUUGAAACAUACAGGAGAGGUACAGGCAGCGUGUUUUACAAGAAAUGACAUUGGCUGUCGAGUGAAGAUUCUAGUGGUUACUGUCAUGGAAAGACCCAUUCACGUAUCACCUUCACCAACGUCGAUAUCUCCGUCAAAAUCCAUAGCGGAAAAUAGAGACGUGACAUCUUCACCAACGUCAAUGCCUCCAUCAAUAUCCAUAGUGGGAAAUAGAGACGUAACAUCUUCACUAACGUCGAUUUUUAUGUCAGCAUCAAUUAGUGUGAAAACUGGAGACGCAAAAUCUUCACCAGCGUCGAUUUUGAUGUCAGCAUCAAUUACUGUGAAAACUACAGUGACAACGCCAGUUAUCCCGCAAACUGUUCAACCAACAACAGCCACACCAACACCGACUGAAGACGGUUGUGGCAGCGGUGAUGAAAGUGAUGACGACAGUGAUGACGACAGCGAUGACGAAAGCGAUGACGACAGUGAUGACGACAGUUAUGACGACAGUGAUGACGACAGUUAUGACGACAGUGAUGACGACAGCGAUGUCGAAAGCGAUGACGACAGUGAUGAUGACAGCGAUGACGAAAGCGAUGACGAAAGCGAUGACGACAGUUACAAUAGUGAUAGCGUUAAUCCUAAUGAAUCGGAACCCGAUCUUAACAUGACAUUGUCGAACGUUAGUCUUUAUGUUGGGGAUCAACUGAAUAUCACCUGCAUUGCUGAUAAACCUCGUUAUGACUCUCAACUUAAAUUUAACUAUUAUCUCCACGCUUUCAUAGUCGAGAUCUUCUUUCCUGGUAACAAUGUGGUGAAACCCGAAUGUUCUGGUUUAAGUGGAAAACGCAUAGUUUGUAGUCGUACUGUAUUUUUAAAUAAAACAGGAGAGGUAAAGGCAGCGUGUCUUGCAUUAAAUGACAUUGGCUGUCGAGUGAAGAGUCUAGUGGUUACUGUCAUGGAAAGAUCCAUUCGUAAAUAUAUCCAUAAAUAUGUUCAACAAAAAAGAUCUCCAAGUAUGAAAGAGGGUUCUACCACAAGUUCAUCCAAUGAAGAAUCAGUCAGUAACAUUGGCGUCAUUGUUGGUGUGUUGGUUGGCGUGGUUGUUUUAGUUAUAGUCGUAUCCGUCGUAGUUUUCUGUUUUUAUCGACGAAAACGAAAAGAGAAAAAUGCUAAAGACAUUCCUGACCUAAAAAAUUCUGCUUUUGAAGCAAACCCGGAAGAAGACAUAGCAGUUGUCACGAAUGCAUCCGGAAAGUCCUCAGAUGAUCCCAACUCUGAUGGCCUCUACGAAGAACUGGACAGUGCAAAAAGAGAACCUUUUGAUGGAAAUUAUCAGAGUUUGGUAACUGGUGAUUAUGAACAGCUUGAUAGACAUCCUUACGAAGACGUCAAGGUGUCUGCUUCACUGAAUAAGAAUAUAACGAACUGGCAAACCAAAGUUAAUAGCGAAACUCUGUAUGAAGAGGUAUCCUAA
Messenger RNA from Dendronephthya gigantea, 3821 nucleotides. RefSeq lists its product as uncharacterized. The coding region runs from base 2034 to 3821 and encodes 595 amino acids. The transcript has 12 exons. NCBI's taxonomy places the organism in Eukaryota, Metazoa, Cnidaria, Anthozoa, Malacalcyonacea, Nephtheidae. The record is from RefSeq and is a predicted model, not a curated record.